ACAGGGGGCUUUAUUCAAGUUAUAAAUGGUCCCGCAUUUUCAGCUACUCUCUGAGGUCAAAAGUCAACACUCGAACCAUUUCUCCAUAAGCUCACUAUGGGUAAGAGCGACAAGAACGACGACGCAUCAAAUUACAAGAAGUACGGGGUUCCACUGUACGGCGCCGCGUGGGUUCCCCCCGCCGCUUCUUCUACGAUCAAGUCCGGAUCCGAACCAUCUCCGGUGGAACCCGAGUCGGCAGCUUCCUCCGCCUCGAAUUACCAUAUCGUCCUAGCCGGAGGUGGUGGAGAAGGCCGCAGCGGAAUACCAAAUGCCCUCCUUGUAUCUGCUUUUGAUUUUACUUCUAAUUCUCUUUCCGAUCAACCUGUGGGAAAGAUUGGAACUGGUAGUGAUUUGCCCUACAGAAUUGCUGUACAUCCUGGAGGAGAAGGCCUUAUUUGUUCAUUGCCUAAGAGCUGCAGAUGGUUUGACUGGGAUUCAACUACGAGCAAAGAUGAGCAUUCUUUGAGCCUGAAAUCAUCUGAGAAAGUUCUUGAGAAAUUGGAAGAUGUUGGCCAGCAAUUAGCACUGACAUUUAACAAUGAGGGUACUUUACUUGCUGUUGGGGGUGAGGAUGGCAAGUUGAGGGUUUUUAAGUGGCCUGAGAUGGAGAUUACUCUUGAUGAGGCUAAUGCUCAUGCUUCUGUAAAGGAUUUAGAUUUCAGCCCUGAUGGGAAUUUUCUUGCCUCUGUGGGAAGUGGCCCUGGAAGAAUUUGGAAAGUCGCAACAGAAACAUCUAUAGCUUCUCUACCAAAGGAAAAUGAUGAGAUUUUUGGCUUUUGUAGGUUCUCGCGAUCUGGUGACUCCAAUCCAGUUCUGUAUGUUACUGCAAUGCGAAGUAAAGGUGGUAGUAUUGUUAAAUGGGAAACUACUUCAUGGAAGAGGAUAAGUUCAACUCACAUUGUCAGGGACCCAAUUUCUGCAUUUAAUGUGUCAUCUGAUGGAAAGCUCCUUGUAGUAGGAACAAUACAAGGAGACAUUUGGAUCAUAAAUUCUGCAAGUAUGCGGGUGCAAAGUGUAGUCAGAAAAGCACAUCUUGGCCUUGUAACAGCGUUAGCAUUCUCACAAGAUUCAAGGUUGUAAAGUCUUAUACUU
Molecule: messenger RNA, 1134 nt
Organism: Olea europaea var. sylvestris
Lineage: Eukaryota; Viridiplantae; Streptophyta; Magnoliopsida; Lamiales; Oleaceae
Product: SEC12-like protein 2
Exons: 8
Coding region: 97-1122 (341 amino acids)
Biological process (GO): protein secretion
Cellular component (GO): endoplasmic reticulum membrane
Molecular function (GO): guanyl-nucleotide exchange factor activity; GTPase activator activity; protein binding
Source: RefSeq, a predicted model, not a curated record